Messenger RNA from Moneuplotes crassus, 2863 nucleotides. NCBI's taxonomy places the organism in Eukaryota, Ciliophora, Spirotrichea, Euplotida, Euplotidae. The record is from the annotation of a GenBank genome assembly.
UAAAUGAAGGUGAGAAUUGUACUAGUGAUGGUGCUGUGUGUGGUUUGGACGAAUGUGUGUAAGGAUGGAGACCAGGAUGUGGGAGCAGCGGUUUCAGGAAGUUUUGGAGUAGCGGGGUAUACUCAAGUUUACCUGCUAGAUAUUUUUGAAGAUCAUCAGAAGAGUUUACUCUAUUUUGUUGGAUACCAGAACCCAGGGUCAACUCCAUACGAGACAAUUAUUUAUAAGUCAGAUCAUAACUUGUCCAAACUUCAAGUGGUGACUUAUAAUAUCUACUGAGUUUACUUUUCGAUGAUUAUUAACCCAAAUGGAGACUUCUUAUACAUCCUUGAUAUGACUACAGAUUCUAUAAUUGAGAUUAAAACGGCUGACCUUACCAUUGCAAGAGAGUUAUCGGUUAGCACUGCUCAAGUGAAUUAUGACACGAACAUGCAGCUAAGCACCUAUUUCUACUUUAGUGUGCGCAUAAACAUGGUUUUUGAAACUUGCAGGUGGGAUAUGUCAACUACUAAUCUCAACUGAUUAAGUUUUGGAGCUGAUGCUCAUUCUAAUUUUGUUCCAAUUAGUGACGACCUCUUGUUCUUUGCAUCAAUCGACACUGUGGCUGAUCAGUACUAUUUGGUCAACUAUAAUUUCUCAGAUUCUUCCAACUUUGUCUGGAAGAAAAGCAUUCCAUGUCCUACUUCAAGCUGAGAGAGUAAGAAAUAGUUACUCAAUCAAAGAGUUUACUAAUUUUAUUGCUGUUCAAAUCCAAACUUCAGGAUUGCCAAAAGGUAAAAGAUUAAUUUUGGUAGAUUCUGAUAGCACUAAGAUAUUUAAGGAGUUCAAAUGAAUCGAUUCCAGCUCUUAUUCCACUGCAAGAUUAUUAUAUAAAGGGCAAGAAUUAAUGUACCAUUCUGGAAGGAUUUAUUCAAAUAAUACCUUUUUCUUUGCGAGGUCAUCUGUUAAUAAUAUUGAUCAGCUUCGAGAGUUUGAAGAGGAUGCUCCAAUUUUUAUGCCGAUCACUUCUGAUUAUCAAGUAUCUGAUAUUACAACUUCAAGUCCUAAUCUUACCAGUAGCUUCAAAACUCUCUUAAUCUCUACCUCAACAUCAAUCACAGAAAAUGACAUCACUUCAACAACUGACCCCACUUUCACCACUUAUGUUGCCUUGUGGAACCAGGAUCAUAUCCAGUCUGUCCAGAGCAACUCAUCAGUGCAAGUAGACUUCACUUGGGCCUGAGCCCAGUCUGGAAACUACACUGACAUCUCCUUCAGCCUGGUCCCGACUAGCUCUAAUACAAUCCCUGAGUGGGUCCAAAUGGAUGCAGCCAAACAGGAACUGCACCUCAACACAACUCCCAAACUCACUGAGGAGAAGACGUUUUAUUUCUCACUCGAGAUCUCCUUCAACACAGAAGUCCACCACAAAAGAUUUGAAAUUACCGUUGAAGAGUGAAACAUUAUGAAUUGUGAAGUCUGACAACUCAGCUCUCCAGAUCUGUGAGAAACUUGAACUACAGAUUAUGAAGCUACUGAUGGCCAGAAGUCGUGUUCUGAGAUAACUUCAAUGCCUGGAGCAACUGAGGCUGCAGCUGCUAUGGUCACAUCGAGUGUUGUGUUGGCUAGUGCCUCAUCGAUGUUAUCAUUAACAUCGAUCAACUCAAUAUUCAGCAUCAUGAAUAGCAUGCAGCUAGGAGUAUUACUACCCCUGGUUCCUGAUUACAUUUCACCUAAAGUGCUCGAUUUUCUAAGUAGUAUGGGCUUCACAAUGUUUUCGUUUGACUUUAUCAAGUUCAAAGACAUCCCGUUUGUUGAAGCCAUAUCGAACUGGGUUUCAUACCCUCAAUCUGACGAAUAUUUGAACAGUCUCGGGCUGAGAUCUGGAAGCUCUAUCGUUAAUUACCUAUCUCUGAUGGCUGUUAUUAUUCUCGUAGGAGCUAUCCAUCUGUGAAUAUUCGGAUGAUAUCUGUGAACAGAGAACUCUAAACACAAAAAAUGCAACAAGUUCUUGGGUGCACUGUUAAAGUUCCUCACAUUCAACAUUUACAUCAGGAUAUUCAUACAGGCGUUCUCAUUUACGACUCUGUCUAUCUUCUCUGAGCUUUACAUGUUCAACCUCAGCACCACCGUGACCAAAGUGUCUUUAGGUCUCUGAAUAGUGUUCGGGAUCUGCACAAGCGUGUUGUUUAUAUUGUCAUUCAUCAUGUACGCUAAGUCGUUUCCUGAGUUUGACAAAAAGAAGUAUUGGCCGUGAGUUGAGUACUUCAAUGGGAUCAAGCCAACAAAGUUUUCUAAACUCUACUCGAGUUUGUUCAUGUUGCUGAGACUGCUGCUGUCAUCAUUGCUGAUAUUUGGAGCCACUGUUUCUGGAUCAACGAAAGGAACAUAUUUCUACUUGCUAAAUAUUGUAUAUGGACUGUAUUUGAUCGGAGUCAGGCCAUUCGAGAAUCCACAAGACAGUGUCAUCGAGAUCAUCAACCAGACAAUGUUCUGCUGUUUGUCAGUUCCGUUGUCAUGGCUCAACACAAAAGAAAGCUGGACUCCGUUUUAUGAAAGCUACUACACCACAAUAUUUAUGGUUUCGCCAGCGAUUUGAAGUUUGGUGUGAAUGAUAUUCUUGGUAAAGUCAAUAGUAAUCUCCAUCAUUAAAUGGAAAAGGAAUAAAGCUAAAAAUAAUGUUGUUCCAAAGAAGCCAUCACCAGAAUGUAUAACUCAUCAGAGAAGAGCAGAGCAUGCUCAGGAUCGAGCUCCACCAGUUUCUGGUCAUUCUUCUAGCAUUAGCAAAAGCAAUCUGAAAAUGAUACAUGCUCCAGCCACUAAAAAUUAUCGUAAGAGGAAACUUGAUCGGGCAAGAAAAGUCAAGAUUGGACCAAGAAUUUAA